AUGAAGUGGACAUUAACUUCCCUCGUGGCUCUCGCCGCACCGACCAUUGCAUCGGAUUGCCACUGUUUGCCGAGUGAUAGCUGUUGGCCUACUCCAUCGGCUUGGGCCUCACUUAAUAGUACGGUCGGUGGUCGUCUGGUUGCGACCGUACCAAUUGGUAGUCCCUGCCAUGUACCCAACUACGAUGCUGCCGCCUGUGCAGCGCUCAGGGCCAACUGGAACAAGCCGGAGCCUCACCUUGACUCCUCUUCAUCGGUAAUGCAGACGUACUUUGCCAACCAGACUUGCGACCCGUUCACUGCUAAGUCUAAGCCCUGCCACCUCGGCAACUAUGUGAGCUACGCUGUGAAUGUCUCUUCCAGCGAUCAGGUUGUUGCUGCUGUGGAUUUUGCCCGUGAUAACAACAUCCGCUUCGUUAUCCGUAACACCGGCCAUGACUAUCUUGGUCGUUCAACCGGUGCCGGUGCCCUCUCUGUAUGGACUCACCACUUGAAUGAUGUCGAGUACAAGGACUGGUCGAGUUCGACUUACCAGGGCCCUGCGUUCAAGGUCGCUGCGGGUGUGGUUGGUUACCAGGUCCUCGAGGCCGCAUCUGCCAAGGGCCUCGUCGUUGUCACUGGAGAAUGCCCUACGGUCGGUCUUGCCGGUGGCUACACCCAGGGUGGUGGUCAUUCUGCCCUCAGCACCAUGUUCGGUCUUGGAGCCGAUAACACCCUGGAGUUCGAGGUGGUCACUGCUGCUGGCAAGCUGGUCAAGGCCUCACGCUCAGAGAAUGUCGAUCUCUUCUGGGCACUUAGUGGUGGUGGUGCCGGCAACUACGGUGUUGUCAUGUCUAUUGUUGUCAAGGCACACAAAGACGCGCCCAUUGCCGGUGCUGCUCUUACAUUCACCGCGGCAAACAUCACCACCGAUAUCUUCUACGAAGCAGUUUCGCAGUUCCACUCCCUUUUGCCCGCCAUGAUUGACCAUGGCGUUACUGUCAUCUACGAGAUGACUUCAAGCGUCUUCAUCAUCAACCCCAUCACAGCUUACAACCAGACUACUGAUGAUGUCAAAGCCAUCCUCGGUCCAUUCACCUCAAAGCUCACCAAGCUCAACAUCAAUUACCAAGCCAGCUUAAGCCAGUACGACUCGUACUAUGACCACUACAAUAGGUACAUGGGCCCUCUUCCUUGGGGUAAUCUAGCCGUGGCAAAUUAUCAGUACGGCGGCCGUCUGAUUCCCCGCAAGACCCUAGAGCAGAACUCCAACGGGAUGGCCUCAGCACUGCGCAACCUGACUCAGGCGGGGCUGAUUGCCGUCGGAGUCGGGAUGAACGUCUCUGCCCCGGUCAACGUCUCGAACGCAGUAUUCCCAGCCCUGCGCAACGCAGCAGUGACGAUGCAAAUCGGCACACCGUGGAAUGAGACCGCGCCGUGGUCCAAGAUGAUCGCAGACCAACACAAAAUGACGACUGAAUAUGUGCCUCAGCUCGAGGCUGUCACACCGGACAGUGGCUGUUAUCAGAAUGAGGCUAACUUCCGCCAGCCGAACUGGAAGCAGACUUUCUUUGGAAGUAACUAUCCCCGUCUGCUUGCUGUCAAGCGCAAGUGGGAUCCUUCGUCGUUUUUCUAUGCUCUCAAGGCUGUCGGUAGUGAUGUCUGGUCUGUGUCUGAGUCGGGACGGAUGUGUCGUGCUUAA
Messenger RNA from Penicillium vulpinum, 1680 nucleotides. Its product is annotated as putative isoamyl alcohol oxidase. The record is from RefSeq and is a predicted model, not a curated record. The transcript is spliced from 3 exons. Lineage: Eukaryota; Fungi; Ascomycota; Eurotiomycetes; Eurotiales; Aspergillaceae. Bases 1 to 1680 code for a protein of 559 amino acids. Gene Ontology annotation, molecular function: FAD binding; oxidoreductase activity.